Sturnus vulgaris (Common starling) is the source of this 3399-nucleotide messenger RNA. It is a transcript of the gene LYSMD4, whose product is annotated as LysM domain containing 4. NCBI's taxonomy places the organism in Eukaryota, Metazoa, Chordata, Aves, Passeriformes, Sturnidae. The record is from RefSeq and is a predicted model, not a curated record.
CCUCCGGCACAGCUGAGCCCGGCCCGCAGCUGUGGGUACCGUGCCCGGGGCCAAGGAAAUGCCAUUAAAUCCUAGUGGUUUCACCUGAAGAAUCCUUUAGGGUUAGAUGGAGAACGUUAAGGUCAAGGUUCCAUAACAGCGUGGGGUUUUCUAACCUAUACCUGCCAACAAAUUGUUUGUGGAACUGAGGACAGAAUUAAAAAAAAAAAAAACCAAACCCGAACUUGCAGCUGUAGGCUGAGCAAUAAUUGAAGUGCUCAGGCAGGUUCUGGUCUUCAUGCAGCAAAAUGAAACCUUGUCAUUCGGGUUGAAGUUAAGUGUAGCAUGAGCUGUCCUUUAAAAAAAAAAAAAGAAGUGCAUUUUAAAGAACUGAAAAUGUGGAUUCCUAAAGUGUAGAGAUGUAAGGACCUAUGAAAAGGUUAACUUUGCUCAGUUUUUUAAUGUCUGUUGGUAUGUUUUGACCAUAAUUAAAGACAGUUCACUCAAGUGACUGUGUUGCUUUUUUUAUAAAAUUAUAGAAUAUAGCGUUUAAAAUGUUGAGCAACGUAGUUAUAGCGUGGUUUGUUCACAAGCAGACUAAAAAAAAAAAUUGGAAGAAAUCACUGAUCGCUGCAGUUUGAGUACGUAGCUUUUCUAAUAUUGCUGUUAGAAUUCUGAAUUUGCCCCUGGGUACAAGAACCUUUGUGUGUGUGAGUGUUGCACUGCCAGCUUUCUGUGCAUUCUCUGAAUCUUUCAUGCUGAGAAAUGAACAUCGGUCUUGAGGGAACUAAAAGUGUCUGGGUUUUGUUCCAGGGGCUGCAGGUGUGAAAGAUGAGGCUGAACGAGAGCCGGACAAGACCCUUCCAGGCUCCUGCCACUGUGCACACCUUCCCGGGCAGGCAGGUGUACGUGUUCCCCAAUGGCCGCUCAGACUCGGACGAGUCCUCGGAGGAGGAGCUCAACGUGAUGGAAUUGCGGCCCCGGGGCAAGGAGCAGCAGCGGGGCAGCAGCCGGGACAGGCUGGGGGACGUGGUGCUUCUGGAGAGGGAGCUCACCCAGGACGACAGCCUCAACAAGCUGGCCCUGCAGUACGGCUGUAAGGUUGCAGAUAUCAAACGCGUCAACAAUUUCAUCCGGGAGCAGGACCUGUACGCGCUGAAGUCCAUCAAGAUCCCGGUGCGGCCGCACGGGCUGCUCACCGAGAGCGCCGGGGCCCUGCGGCCGCCGCCGGCGGGGCCCGCCCAGCCCGGCCUGACCCGCGUGGAGCCGCCGGAUCCCGAGCCCGAGCCCGGCGCGGGCGGCUCCGCUGGCGGCCGGCGCCUCAGCGAGUACUUCAGGGGCAUCGACCAGAGCAUCCAGGACGCCGUGCAGGUGGAGGUGCAGCUGAACGCGGAGUACGGCGGGGAGGCGCUGGAGAGGCCCGUGCCCGAGGCAGGGAGGCGGGACAGUGGUAACGGUGCGGACUGCGGAAUCCAGUGGUGGAACGCCGUGUUCAUUAUGCUCCUGAUAGGAAUUGUCCUGCCGGUGUUUUAUAUCAUUUAUUUUAAAACACAAGGCCUGGUGGCCCACGCCUUUAACAUAACAACCCCAAAUGUUUCAACAGCUGCAUUGGAAGGGAAAUUAACGCAAGGCUCAGACGUAGGAAAAAAAUCCUAAGGGGAAGUGGCAGCCCGCUCCAGCCUGUCCAGCAGCGAUGCCCCUAUGCUUGUGACUGACUCAAGUGCAUCCAAGGGGAUAUAACAAUACAGAUUAUUUUUAUUUUUAUAAGUAGCUGAUGAUGUAAUCCUGAAUUUGACUGAAAAUUAGGUGAUGUGAUUUUGACAGAAAAAUAAGGAUGCUUUGUUACUUACAGAGAUCAUCACCCAGGUGGCUUCAGAGUUGAGAACUCCGUUGAGGGAAAGUAUUUUGUAGCAAUUUACUCAUUGUGGUUGCUUCAGGUAUUUCUUAAUGCCAUGUCUAGAAGCAAGUUCUUUGCUGCUGAGCUAGAGAGUGCAGUAUUGUGGUUAGAGUGUUGGGGGUUGUGUGCAUUUUAAGGGAACACCUUUUCCUGGGUGUAGAAGUAGGGGACGCUUUUUCUCAGAAGUGUCAUUUUGUCUCUUGCAGGCCAUGGUGAUUUUGGCCUGCUUGACCCUAACGAUGCCUUCUGGGGCUCUAAGCUGGGUGUGCCAGGGCACGAGGAUGCUGCCAGCACCCCACACUGUCAUUCCCCCGAGAAAACCUUUGAGCUGUGUUCAUUAGGAUGCAUCAGGCCCACCCCUGGGAAGGGUGAGCCCAGACCUCUUCCCCUCAGUGAAAUCCUUUAGAUACGGCUCCUGAGAGCAGAGAUCUCAGUGCAGGAUCUGUGCUGUCCCAGGGUACUGCUCAGCCCUGCAUGGCCCCAGGUGGGCAGGGGCUGUUGGGAGGGGACAGGAGAGCACAAGAGAGGAGUCACAGGCACUUCUCAAGGUCUCGUUUGCUCGCAAGACAUCUAGUCAGUAUUAUUUGCUAAAAAUCUCGUAAUAGUCUAUAGUGGUGCUUCUCAGACACCCGGGCUCAGUCAUGGAAUCACUUCCUUGUGUGCAGUCUGAGUGAGGGUGAAGUGCUGAGCUGGGUGCAAGUAGCAAGGUCCAGGACAGAAAUCCAAGAAGAAAGAAGGGUGAAGCCAGAGGACUGUGAAGCUGCUGAUUGUGACGGGUUUCUGUGAACUGAUCAAGUGCAUUGAAAAGCUCCACAGGGGAGUGGAAGAGUCAGUCCAGCCCCAGGGCUCUGCUCUUCAGGGCCACUCAGGAAACACUAACUGCUGCAAAGGAGCAGCAAGGGAAGUCUUGGGAGCUUUGCUAAAGAGAAGAAUUUGCCUCAGAAAUUUGAUUCAGCAAAUUCCAGGCCUGUGGGCAGAGGUAAAGGCUUUCCUGGAACCAAACACUAAGGUAUUUUGUGUGGGCAGGUGCCGUUGGUGCUGAGGGUGAGGGCAGAGCUGGUGGAGGAAGCCACUGUUUGUCCUGCCCACCUCGGCCCAGUCCCAUUUGCAGCUUCCCAGCUGCCAGCAGGACCACAGGGCUUGUCCAGUUUCCCCUGGCAGCCAGAGGCCGGCUGGGCAGAGCAGAGGCUGGAGAGGAGCUGUGCUACAGACACCUGUUGUACAGGUGUGGCCUCAGCCUGGCCUCAAGGACUGCUCUGCCUGGCCAGGGAGGACUGAAGCUUCUCCAGCAAGGUGAGGACCCCACACCACACAAGCACAAGCCUGUGCUGUUAAAAUGAGAACCUCUGUUCCCUUCAGCUCUCCAAAGUGGGAACCUAAUUUUGUAAACAAGCACUCCAAAUAUCUUAUACUGGAACAAAAACUUGUAUUUUUCUUCUGUGAAGAGCUGUAUCUCUUUGUUCUGGGGAGGGGGCGGGAAGGGGUUCUUAUAUUUUUAAAUAAAGUCACAUGAAAUAAAAGCA